AGACAAUAAAUACAACGUGAAAUCCUUUCGCAUAACCGUCUCGACAUUUGGCGCCAAAUGUCAAAUAUGAAAAUAAUAUACGAUUUGAAAGUGUAGUAUGCUACAUUCCUCUUCAGUUUUCACUCGUGGGGCCCAAAUUUUACACUGAUGAGUCAAACAAGUAAUGCAAGCUGGCGUGGCCAGGGUAAUGGAUGGAGAGGUCAAGGGCGUGGAUGGAGAGGUCAAGGCUGGAGGGGUCAAGGUUGGAGAGGUCAAGGUUGGAAACGAGGUGGUGGGCAAGGAGGUCAAGGACAAUUUCAGAAUAACAGAGGCAGAGGUGCAGGUGCUGGGAUGAUGCCAGACCCAGUUCCUGGCCCAGCUAGAAGACCUACCAUGGUUCAGACAAAGAUUGACGUAGCUACUCCUUACAUGGGCUGGAAAUUGUAUUUUCCAGAUGAAGUUUACAGUGAGAAUUCAGGGACUGUUAAAACAGUUCAAGUAUUUGAGAAGUAUUUUCUCAGCUGGAUAAAGACAUACAAUAUGGAUGAUAUUGAGAUGAAAGGAAGUUUCACCGUGGAUUUCAAACAGUUGGCAGAGGACAAAGCUAUUUGUGACUGCCUGCCUGAUCUACAGACAGAGAUGCGAGAGAAGCCACAGAAAAUUCUGCCAUGCCUGGGACUGGCCAUGCAUCAGCAUGUAAGCCACAAGAGACUUCAGGAAGCUAGAGUAGCUGCCCUUGAUAAUGGGACGGAAAUCACGCCUGAGGACUACUUUGUGCCCUUGAUAAACCCCAGAAUUGUUAACUUUAGCAAUCCUGUGCCUUUGAAAAAUCUAAAAGCAAAUUACUACGGGAAGUUUGUUUCGGUAAAGGGCACAGUGGUUCGAGUUAGCAACAUCAAGCCUUUGUGUACAGUCAUGGCAUUCGAGUGCAACAGCUGUGGAGAAACCAUGAUGUUCCCUAUGCUGCUUCUCAUUCUGGAGGGGUUCUACCCACAUUGUGGUGGGGGAAGGUGUCGUGGGAAGCUGUUCCAGCCACUGAGAAGUUCCAAUCUGACUGAGACCAUCGACUGGCAAACCAUCAGGCUACAAGAAAUCAUGGGAGAUGAUCAGAAGGAGGCUGGUCGUAUCCCUCGUACCAUCGACUGUGAGCUCAUCAGUGACCUUGUGGACAGCUGUGUUCCUGGUGACAUUGUCACAGUGUCUGGCAUUGUCAAGGUCAAUAGUGUUGAUGAAGGUCGCGCUAGAAACAAGGACAAGUGCAUGUUCUUGUUGUACAUCCACGCAAACUCAGUGAAUAACAGCAAGGGUAGCAGCAAAACUGGAAAUGAUGGGCUGGCCAUGGACUUUACUAUGAAGGAGCUGUAUGGCAUAGAGAUGAUACAGAGUGAAGAACAGCUGUUCAGGCUGCUAGUAGGGUCUCUUUGUCCCAGUAUUUAUGGACAUGAGUUGGUGAAAGCUGGACUGGUAUUGGGACUCUUUGGAGGCACACACAAGUUUUCAAACGAUAAGAAUCGUAUCCCAGUGCGAGGUGAUCCUCACCUGCUGAUUGUUGGAGACCCAGGCCUGGGUAAAUCACAGAUGUUGCAGGCAGCUGCCAACAUUGCACCAAGAAGCGUUUAUGUGUGUGGAAAUACAACAACAACCUCAGGUCUAACUGUGACCCUGUCCAAGGACGGAGGCUCAGGUGACUACGCCCUGGAGGCCGGUGCCCUUGUACUGGCAGACCAGGGCUGCUGCUGCAUUGAUGAGUUUGACAAGAUGUCUAGCCAGCACCAGGCUCUCCUGGAAGCUAUGGAGCAGCAGUGUAUAAGCAUAGCCAAGGCUGGUAUUGUCUGCAGCCUUCCAGCUAGGACUUCCAUUCUGGCAGCAGCAAACCCUGUUGGUGGUCACUACAACAAGGCAAAGACAGUUUCAGAAAACCUCAAGAUGGGUUCAGCCCUGCUCUCGAGGUUCGAUCUAGUGUUCAUUCUACUGGACAAGCCAGACGAGGCCAUGGACAGCAUGUUGUCAGAGCAUGUCAUGUCCCUGCACGCCAGGCAUAACAGGAUGCAAGCUAAACCAUGGGGUUCAGUUGAUGGCAGCCUGAACGAGUCCCUAUUGCUGUUGGAGUCAGAUCGGCCCCUCAGUGAGAGACUCAAGGUGCCUAGGGGUCAGCCCUUUGACCCCAUCCCUGUGCAGCUCCUCAGAAAGUAUGUUGGCUAUGCCAGGAAAUAUGUCCACCCCAAGAUAGGCCCAGAGGCAGCGAAGGCCAUUCAGACAUUCUACCUGCAGUUGCGCCGGCAGCAUCAGACUCAGGACAGCACGCCAAUCACCACGCGGCAACUUGAGUCUCUGAUACGUCUCACAGAGGCACGGGCAAGGCUCGAACUGCGAGAGCUCGCUACCAAGGAGGAUGCAGAGGAUGUUAUAGAAAUCAUGAAGUACAGCAUGGUGGACACGUAUUCAGACCAGUAUGGUGGCCUGGACUUCAAGAGAUCACAGCAUGGCUCGGGCAUGAGUGGCAGAUCACAGCCCAAGAGGUUUAUAGCAGCUCUUCAGAAGAUCUCUGAUCAGACUUACAACUCAAUCUUUACCAUACAACAGAUGCAGCAGAUUGCAAAGGAUAUGGGUAUGACAAUACCAGACUUCGGUUCCUUCAUCAGUUCACUGAACAACCAAGGGUUUCUGUUGAAGAAAGGCCCCAAGGUUUAUCAGCUGCAGACAGCAGACUAUUGAGUGAUCAACAUUUUUUUAGUAUUUGGAGCAAGGUUAUCAUGACAGGAUUUAUGUGAUGUAUGGGAAAAUGGGCCUUAAUUCAUAUGCAUAGUCAGGGCCUAUGCUUUUGGCUAGUUAGUCAUGCAAGGUUAUGUGGGGACAGAGUAGCUCCUUGAAUACUGCAUUGAUGCUCUGGCUUGUCUGUAGCUACGCUUGCAACAUAAAGCGUAAGACCAAUUUUUACAUGAUUUUGCUCAUAUGUACAAAAGUAUUUCUGCCUUUUCCUGGUAUAUAACGUGCUUAUUUCAGAAAUUGUGUGAUACAGUGGCGAAAUUAUUAGAAUGCAUUCUAUAGUUACAUGAACAUAUAUUAUUGUUUUUGAUACCAGUCAGCUGAUUUCAAAACUAUGAGUGAAUUUUAAAGUGCUGAAAAUUGGAAAGCCUCGCAAGUUUUUGUACACUUGCAUAACAAGUGCAUGUUUUUAUCACAUGUGUGUAUACAUUAUCUAUUAUUAAUGAUUUACAGUAUAUUGUUAGUUUAUCCCUAGUUUAUUGUUGUUAAAUAAAUGCAAUAGACAAGUU
This is a messenger RNA of Dreissena polymorpha, 3254 nucleotides long. RefSeq names its product DNA helicase MCM8-like. The transcript has 26 exons. The record is from RefSeq and is a predicted model, not a curated record. Bases 148 to 2694 code for a protein of 848 amino acids. Gene Ontology annotation, molecular function: ATP hydrolysis activity; ATP binding; single-stranded DNA helicase activity. Gene Ontology annotation, cellular component: nucleus; MCM complex. NCBI's taxonomy places the organism in Eukaryota, Metazoa, Mollusca, Bivalvia, Myida, Dreissenidae.